Messenger RNA from Sebastes umbrosus (honeycomb rockfish), 3397 nucleotides. RefSeq names its product monocarboxylate transporter 9-like. Gene Ontology annotation, biological process: transmembrane transport; monocarboxylic acid transport. The transcript has 6 exons. The coding region runs from base 441 to 1943 and encodes 500 amino acids. The record is from RefSeq and is a predicted model, not a curated record. Lineage: Eukaryota; Metazoa; Chordata; Actinopteri; Perciformes; Sebastidae. Gene Ontology annotation, molecular function: monocarboxylic acid transmembrane transporter activity.
AAGAGGCGCGCAAGAGGAAGCAGCGCUCUUCCUCCUUUCCCUCCUCUCUAGCUGCGUUCAAGCUGCUGCUGUUGCUGCUGCUGCUGGACCAGCAAGAACAGCUUUGAACCGGUUCUGUCGCCGGCUACAAAGCAGUAUGAGGGAUGCAUAGUGCGCAUUGUUGAAGCAGAUUGGUCUCUCUUCUCUUCACAGCAUCAUCAUAAGAAGACUCCAGCUCUCCGGCGUCCUGUGCGCGAUGCUUUCACGUUCACUGUCAUCUGCGGUGAUUUUAUAAGAUUUUAAACAGAGAAAAACUCUGCUGCAUGGAAAGUUCCCGCAGAGCUCCUCGGCUCUGCUCUGCAGGGUCCUGCUGCUGUUUUUGUAGAUGCUUAGGAGCCCCUUCUUCUCUGUCAGAGCUGUAGCAGAUCCCAGAGGGCAACAGUGACACCAUCAGCAGCACCAUGGCUCCUUCUACUGACGUGCUGGACGGAGGCUGGGGAUGGGCGAUUGUCGUGGCCUCCUUCAUGGCCCAGCUCCUGGCCUAUGGGUCGCCCCAGUCGGUGGGCGUCCUCUACCCGGAGUGGCUGCACGCCUUCCAGGAGAGCAAAGGCAUGACUGCCUGGGUGGGCUCGCUGGUGGCUGGAGUGGGACUAAUAGCAAGUCCUGUCUGCAGUGCCUGUGUGGACAACUUUGGGGCUCGUCCCGUGACCAUCUUCAGUGGCGUGAUGGUGGCAGGCGGCCUGAUGCUCAGUGCCUUUGCUCCCAAUGUCCAGUUCCUCAUCUUUUCCUAUGGGAUCGUGGUUGGCUUGGGUUGUGGUCUCGUCUACGCAGCCACAUUGACAAUCACCUGUCAAUAUUUUGACAAGAGACGCGGCCUUGCCCUCGGCAUUGUCACCACAGGCACAAGCGUCGGAGCGUUCAUCUACGCCUCCGCUCAAAACGAGCUGAUCGUGUUGUACGGCCUGGACGGCUGCCUGCUAAUCAUUGGAGCCCUAGCGCUAAACCUCAUGGCCUGCGCGGGCUUUAUGAGGCCCCUUAACAUGCCAGGGUACUACCUCAAGCAGAAGGCCGCCCUGGAGCGCAACACAGAGACGCAACUUUUCGAGAAGCCCCCGUUGGACGACCUGACGAUCACGGCAGGUUCCACCUCGACCACUCCGGAGAAAACCCUGAUGGUGAAGGAGCUGCUCAUCACCAUCGAUGCCAAAGACGUGACCGUUAACACAGAGAAGAAGAAAGACAGCUUCCUGUCUGGGUUGGCCAUCAUGAAAGUCAUCAAGAAGAAGCAGCAGGCUUACUGCAAGUACAUGCACGGCAUGCAUGAGAUCAUGCAGGACCAAGCCAUGGUGGCCUUCUGUAUAGCUGUGUUCCUGUUCAGCCUGGGGGCGUUCCCUCCUGUGCUCUUUAUAGAGGAUGUGGCGCAGAGUCAAGGACUCAUUGAAGAAGUUAGUGUCAUUCCUCUGGUAUCAAUAGGGGCCAUCGCCAGUUGCGUGGGUAAACUAGCGCUGGGUGUGCUGGUGGACAUCAGGUGGAUUAACGGCAUCUAUCUGUACGCCUUCACCAUGUUUGCUGGAGGUGUGUCACUGUUGCUUAUCCCUCUCACUAAGAGUUAUCUGGGACUGCAGAUCCUGUCUGUCGUCCUGGGUUUCUUCUCUGGAAACUGGUCUCUCACCUCCUACAUCACCACUAACAUUGUCGGCUUGGACAGACUGACACAAGCCCACGGCAUCCUCAUGUUCUUCGGGGGAUUUGGGAUCAUGCUUGGACCCCCUGUUGUCGGGUGGUUCUUUGACUAUACGCAGUCGUAUGACUUGGCGUUCUACUUCAGCGGGGGCUGCGUAGAGCUGGGAGCGGUCAUUCUCUUUCUGCUCAACCUUCCCUGCUGGAACAAGAAGCACUCGGAGAACGACAGACCAGACGUCCAUUACACCAGCAACUGUGAGAAAGUUGCCUCCGUAGCCUGAAUAUAAGCACCUUUCAUAUGGACUCAAAUCUCACCCCUAUACUGCCCAGCAACUGAUGAACUAUACCCGAACCACCUCUGGGAGGAACUUUCUUUCUUUGACUUUAAAGGAGUUUCCUCCUUUACGUCUGCUGCCAGGUUCUAAUAUACCAAAAUACUUGCCAGAGGUUUUGAAAUACAGGCCUUUCCUCUGAACGUUGCCUGCAUUUCUCAGGUUCAAACCAUAUACUGCAGAUCUUUUUAAAGGUUUGACUCUGACGCCUGUGUUGAUUUUUUUAUUAUUGCCUCAUUUUACGAGGUCAACAGAACAAUAUUGUUCAACUCCCAAAUUCUACAUUGUGUUUAAUAUGUAAACACUGGUUUUCACUUUACUGUAGCUCUGAAAAAAAGACACGGUGCCGUUCAUAAUGCUUGGGAGAAAAACAUUGUUGGGUGUUAAUUUAACACAACUUUGGAAACCACUCUGCAAAUGCACAAGAAAUCUCCCAGGAAUCUUACUGGAACAGGGAUUGGAAUGAGGGAGUGAACGCUUUUUUGAUAAUCAUCAUUUUAGAAAACACAUUUUCUUUAUUUUGUAUCUUGGUUUUAAUAUAUAUCUUAAUUACACCACUAUGUAUCUUUCCAAAGCAUCAAUGAUAGUCAAUGCCUGUCGACACAUAAUGCCUGUUGGAACAAUCCAAAAGCCUUGCUUUAUAGAUCAUUUUUGAGCUCCACAUAACCUCCUGUUUCUAGAUCAGACAGAGACUUUUUGAUUCAGUUAUGUUGAUUCAAACACAUGUAAAACACUGAAGAUAUCCUACUGUAUUUCCAACCUUAAACAGCAUGUUGAUUCUCUUUGUGGCAUGAUUAUCCUGACCUCUGCUGGCACCGAUUGUGACCAGGCUGGUCCUUUUCCAUCAUUGUUGUGUGUGUGUGGUGCCGUAUAUGUUUAUGUGUACAUCGUGUGUGUACAAAUCUGCACACGUGCACAGGAUUGUGUGUGUGUGCAUUGUUUGAUAAACUUUUGUAUUAGCACUAGUUUGUUAAGUCCUAUGUGCUAGUGACUUUUAUAUGCACAAAACCGGCCACAGAGCUGUAAAAAACUGUUUUUGUUCAAGUUGGAAGUUGAUUAUCGUGAUCAUAAUUGUAAUGAAUACAUUGCAAUAGGCUUUUAGAAUCACUUGAAUGUUAUUAAAUACACCACUACAAAUGUAUUUUUGAUAAUUCCGGUUUCAGGCAUAGCCUAAGGGUAAAAUCUGGGACAAUAGCGUUGGCUUUUUGUGUUUGUAGAGGGUAUUUACAAGGUGCAGAUGAGGUACAAUUAGUACUGACCUAGAAGAGACAGUGUGUUUUGGCUGUCACCUCUUAGCCACUCUUUUUUUUGUAUGCCAGUAUUACAAUAUUUAUGUCUGUUAUUAUUUUAUUAUAUCUUUUUAUUUAAAAAGUGCCAAUAAAAGAUAUUUGGAUUUAUAAUAA